AUGGGCAUUUUUAACAAGUCAUCGAGAUAUGUCUCAUCUCCCAUCAACAACAGCCCUUCGGCCUCCGCCCACAACACCUCUCUGAGGUCAUCCAACUCGUCAUCCUCUGACGACGGUCCAUAUCGCUUGGGGCCGCAACCUUUGGUUUCUCCGGCGUAUGAAGAUGUGCCCAUGUGGAACAUUCUCCCGUCUUAUCAGCUUUAUGAAUCAACUUUUUCAACACACGUGGAACCUGGUGCGCUGGAAGACCAACUGAAUGAUCCACCCAUGUACGAGAUAGCCUCUGGUUCUGAACCAUCAUCUUCUGAAGAGGGAGUCCAUGAUGGUGACUACUUUCUGCAACCGCAGAACAGGGCCAUGUUCACCAGAUGGGAGAAUAGUGUGUUGGGAAACACCCAUAAGCUUAAGAAGUUGCUGACCAUCGCUCCACAACACGCCGAAAGUCUUCGUAUUGAUAUCAAGCUCACUUCCAAACCAUGUCAGAUCGGCGUGGCCCCUGAUGUUAUUGAUGCCAGUAAGCUUGAAUUUUCUCAGGGUGAUUCGAUCCAUGGAUUUGUUACCAUUCAGAACGUCUCUAAGCAAGCUUUCUCAUACGAUAUGUUCUCUGUGCUUUUUGAGGGCCGUGUAUCUGUUAAUGGUGAUGAUCCUAAUAAGCAGGCUGUGUUUUACAAGUUCCUCAAUAUGCUUGACUACAAGGCUUCGUGGACUCCUGCUUACUUUGUUGGCGCUGCUCCUCAAACAGCAGAAAUCGACCCUGUCGAUGGCAGUAACUUGAUGCUCCUGAGUGAUAAGAAGUUUGUUCCUGGUGUUAUUUAUAAGAAGUUCUUCGAUUUUACCAUUCCCGAAGCCCUCCUUGAAUCAGCUUGUGAGAUCCACGAUCUUCCUUGUCAUUGCGAGCUUCUCCCGUCUAUUGGACUCGACAGAGAACAAUUUUUACAACGGUUACGUAAACUUCGUGAGAAGUCGGCCGCUUCGCCAAAACCAGGGAAACCAUCAUUCGGCAUAGGCGCUGCCCCUGAACCUGGACCAGCAAAGGUCCCAGUACCAACUCCUCUUGGCCGUAAACCAACGCCAAAGAACUUGCGCGUGAAAGACUUUUCGUUCCCCGAUACGUCUGUCAGUUACUGUGUGGAGGCCAGAAUCAUUGGCAGACUUUCCUUGUACGACAAGGUAGCCACCAAGGAUAAAGACGAGUUUAUCAUAUUGAAGGACUCCAACUAUCCUGUUAGAAUCAUCCCUAAAAACACUGGCAUCAGAACAAUCGAGCACGAGAGGGGUGCCCAACAGUACUUUGACCAAUUCGUUCGUGAGGUGAAAGCAAGCAUCGAAAUCGGUAAGUCUUUGGAUGGAAGAUCUGAAAACCUUACCAGAAGGCCGUCUGUUCUCAAGAACAAACAGCUUUACACGAGAGAGAGUUUUGAAGAUGUCACCGCCAGAGCACAAGAAGACCAGAUGUAUGAGAUAUUUUUACCUUUCAAGAAGAAAUCUCUUACGGCACCUGCUAAAGUCAUUGGUAUGCUUUCUGUGAAGACACCGAAGAACGAAUAUGUGGUAAGAUAUCAGCCCCCUCAUACUUACAGGCCUUACACAAAGCACAGUGUGACUUUAGGUCGAAGCUUCACAGUUCCACUCGACUUGUCUUUUCUGUUUGUUGACAAUAGCGGUGUAAACCCUAAAACUCAUAAUCCUCCGGACAUACGAAGCGUGAAUGUCGAGCUUGUGCUCUGUACUUACCGUUCUAGAAAGUACCCAAUACCUGUUGAGUUCACCAAGAACAUGCAAUUCCAGAACAAGCCUUCCAGCGACUCACUCGAGAAAUACGUUAUGCAACCGUUCUCCAUGUACUUGUCAGAGUUGUCAAACCUUACCGAGAGGCAUAGCAUUUCAGCUCUCAACCUUGACAACCAGUCAGUCAUGGAUAUCAAGUGCUUGGCGAAUAUCCUGACCAAGUACAACAGCUUCAAGGUUGAAAAUGUAAAGAGUGAUGUCCAAGGUGGAUGGCGCAGUGCGGACGAUAAGGGAAUGAAAUAUAAGAAGAAGAUUGGAGUGUCGAUCAACCUUGACGGGCUCUUUAACAAGGACAUGAACAGACUGUCGGACGAUAUUCUGGCUGAAGCUGUCUGUCUUGUCCCCACGUUCCAAGGGUGUAUCGUGGGCAGAUACUACUACAUGAGCCUCCAAGUAAAGUUACUGAAUAAUGACACCCUUACCGUGAAGGUGCCUUUGAGGAUACAAUACUAG
Molecule: messenger RNA, 2241 nt
Organism: Candidozyma haemuli
Lineage: Eukaryota; Fungi; Ascomycota; Pichiomycetes; Serinales; Metschnikowiaceae
Exons: 1
Coding region: 1-2241 (746 amino acids)
Biological process (GO): protein polyubiquitination; protein monoubiquitination
Cellular component (GO): ubiquitin ligase complex
Molecular function (GO): ubiquitin-ubiquitin ligase activity
Source: RefSeq, a predicted model, not a curated record